Molecule: messenger RNA, 1848 nt
Organism: Daphnia pulicaria
Lineage: Eukaryota; Metazoa; Arthropoda; Branchiopoda; Diplostraca; Daphniidae
Product: probable tyrosine-protein phosphatase F54C8.4
Exons: 3
Coding region: 135-635 (166 amino acids)
Molecular function (GO): polynucleotide 5'-phosphatase activity
Source: RefSeq, a predicted model, not a curated record
UUGUAGGACUUAAAGAUGAUUGUAAUUUUUUAAGCUUUUUCUCUUUUCUCGUUAUAGCAUUUCCUGACCAGCAAAGGACUUGAGCGGGAGCUGUGGUAAGAUUUUCGGAUUUUCAAAUUUAAUUCGAAAUCAAAAUGACUAAUACUUAUACACAUUUAACACCCGCUUUUAGGUUCACGCCCGACAAACUGAUGGAGAUGGUGCCUAACGUUGGCUCGAUUAUCGACUUAACUGCGACCGAUAAAUAUUAUAAUCCAGCGCUUUUCACGACGCGUGGAAUACGGCACACCAAAAUCGGGUGCGGUGGCCGCGGAACCAUUCCCUUCGAAGCUAUCGUUCAUAGAUUCUUUGAUGUAGUCGAUGCUUUCCUUCUCAGCGCCCACUCUCAAGGUGAGCCUCUAUUUUUACAAAUCCUUUUUUUUCAAACGGGGUAUUACGUAUUACCGUUUGUCCAGUCAAAAAGAUUUAUCGUCGCGUUUCUAUUUUUAUUUGACUUUUUUCUAUUUUUGCUUGUAGGCAAAGUUUUGAUGGUGCACUGCACGCACGUUAAAUUGAACAAACAACACACGAAGAAAUUAAACAUGAAUUUCGACAAAUUGGUUAAGAUGUUCCAAGUUAUUAAGUUAAAAGUUUAAAUUUUUUAAGGCGACUGUUUAUUCAAAAUCUUCCUCAUCGCUCAUACAUUCAAUUGGAAUACGUUGAAUGUUCAUGAUUGCAUCAUGUUUCUCCAAUUCAUGUUUAAGAAUCUCGUCGACAAUAGAAUCUCCCACACUUGAACCUAUUAGAACAAUAUAAAAUGCAAUGAUAACUCACAUUGUUUAUGACAGACUUUUGUUUUUUUAAUGGAUGCAUACAAACCAUUGUUGAAUGUAGCGUAUUCCUGUUUAGCUUACUCUAUAAACAUUUUUUUUGUUUUCCAGAAGGGAGGGCCAGGUGCUGUAGGCAUUUGAAAUGAAUUUUUGGUAAUUCCCGGUCCAUGAGCGAUUGCCUUGUAAAUAGGUACGGCGAUGCAAGGAACUACGGUACCUAUUUAUGUUUACAGAAGUAAUAAAAAGUUUCUUCGUUUUGGGUUGGAAUAAUAAGUGAAUUGUACAAAAACCAGAAAAUUGGAUUCAUGGCGGAAUGAUCCUUCAUUUCAUUUGUUUUGGUUGGGAAACAAUGUACGAUGUUAUCGGCUCCCUAGUCGGGAACACCGGGACGUAGCUUUUUAAUUUCUUCAUCAAUUUCUUGCUUUCUCAACUUCUGAAUUUCAUCUUUCACUUUGGCUCUGAAUUCGUAUUAAUUCAUUAUUUCUGCUGAAAUGCCCUGCAAUAUUGAAAUUGUUCUCAUAAUUUAAGGAAAGUUCAUGAAUCAAGAAAAUAAUGAAUACAAUGAAUACUUUACAUACAUUUAUAUUUAUACAAUUAUAUACUUACAUCUUUUCUAUCUCCCUGAUGUUAUAUUCUUUGAAGUUUUCACCUGGGUUUUCUUUCACGAAGUCAGUAGUGAUGCAGUGAACAUAAAUUCCAAAGGGUGUUAUUUUGGUUAAUUGCAUACGGUAUCUUAGUAGUUCACUUACACUUGCCAUUUCAUGAACCUUCUUGAUAGCCAUCAAGAAUCAGACUGACGAGUCUAGACAGGGCGACUCAUCAAAGCGAGACAUACAACAAAAUAAUGGUGAAUCGCGAUAGCUGGGGGGUGAGAAAAGCCAAAACGAAAGGGGGAACAUAGUUUUAAGAGAAAUGAAAUUUAAGUUGGAAAAUUUUCGACAUUCCCCCGCGGCCAGGCAGCUACUCAGCGUCUUCUUGUUCGAAGAUUUUCUUGAUCGCUGCGUUGGUUUGGGCGGCACAUUUUCGGGUUGGUCUAGAA